UAGGAUUAGCAUGAGGUCUGCGAGGCUGGCACUUCAGUGUCUAGGUUAAGAAAUGUUUUCAAGCAGUAAAUGCACUCUCUGUAUGGAAACGAGGGGAAAGGAUUCCUUGGGCGCUUUCGUAUUCAAAAAUGUGCGAGCUCCGAGCAGGCGCCGCAAUGUAAUUUAGGACAAGACAUGCUUCAUAGCUUUGGAGAAUAUUGCCUCCUGUAAAUGUUACUUCGGUGGAUGGGAGCAAUUUUAGAAAGGUGGCAUUCUUGUUUUACAUCGGAGAGCUUUGGAAUAAAUAAAGGGAAGCAUCAGUCGGGGGGACGGAAGGAAUGGCAUUGGUGGAAAAGUACCGCCGGAUCCGACUCCGAUUGAGUGCUAGAUGUGGCGCGGGUAAUGGGAAAGAGGACAGUCUGGCGGCAAAGGUGCUUAGAAGGAAGAGAAACGACCCUUUUCCUGCUAAUGACUCCAUUCCCACUACCGUGCUUUGAAGACUCUGAAGAAUAGGAAAACCUACAGCUCAGCGCUAUUGGGUAGGACAACGCAAACAAACCCACUGCACAUAUUGUGAAGGGCGCGCAUCGCAGAGGUGUCCGAUAUGAAAAUGCAAAAGCAGAAACUGGAUAAGUUUCAGAAGCAAAUGAGGAUAUAAAAGACAGGAGUGGUGGAGUGGUUAAGAGACAGUGGUCAAGCUGGGAAGCUACACAGGAUGUCUUCCAAGCGACCAGCCUCUCCGUAUGGGGAAACAGAUGGAGAGGUAGCCAUGGUGACAGGCAGACAGAAAGUGGAAGAAGAGGAGAGUGACGGGCUCCAAGCCUUUCACCUUCCUUUGCAUGUGAGUUAUCCCAACAAGCCUCAUUCUGAGGAAUUUCAGCCGGUUUCUCUGCUGACGCAGGAGCCUUGCGGCCACAGAACUCCCACCUCUCAGCAAAACACAAUGGAAGUUGAUGGCAAUAAAGUGAUGUCUUCAUUUGCCCCGCACAACUCAUCUACCUCACCCUUGAAGGCAGAAGAAGGUGGGCGUCAGAGCGGAGAGUCCUUCUCCAGCACAGCUCUGGGAACUCCAGAAAGGCGCAAAGGCAGCCUAGCAGACGUUGUGGACACUCUAAAACAGAGGAAAAUGGAGGAGCUCAUCAAGAACGAACCAGAAGAAACCCCCAGUAUUGAAAAGCUACUAUCAAAAGAUUGGAAAGACAAGCUUCUUGCCAUGGGAUCAGGGAACUUUGGAGAAAUAAAAGGGACUCCAGAGAGCCUAGCUGAGAAAGAGAGGCAGCUCAUGGGCAUGAUCAAUCAGCUGACCAGUUUGCGGGAGCAGCUGUUGGCGGCUCACGAUGAGCAGAAGAAGCUGGCAGCCUCACAAAUUGAGAAGCAGCGCCAGCAAAUGGAGUUGGCCAAGCAGCAACAGGAACAGAUUGCAAGGCAACAACAGCAGCUCCUGCAGCAGCAACACAAAAUCAACCUUCUCCAGCAACAGAUCCAGCAGGUCCAAGGUCAGCUGCCGCCAUUAAUGAUUCCAGUAUUCCCUCCAGACCAGCGGACUCUAGCAGCGGCAGCACAGCAGGGAUUCCUCCUUCCUCCUGGUUUCAGCUACAAGGCAGGCUGCAGUGACCCUUACCCUGUUCAGCUGAUCCCAACAACCAUGGCAGCUGCUGCCGCGGCAACCCCUGGCUUAGGUCCUCUCCAACUGCAGCAGUUGUAUGCUGCCCAGCUUGCGGCGAUGCAAGUAUCCCCAGGUGGGAAAAUACCCGGCAUCCCCCAAAGCAACAUUGGUGCAGCAGUAUCGCCUACCAGCAUCCAUACCGACAAGAGCACAACCAGCCCUCCACCCAAAAGCAAGGACGACGUGGCCCAGCCAUUGAACCUCUCGGCAAAACCCAAGACAGCAGACAGCAAGUCUCCCACAUCACCCACCUCUCCUCACAUGCCACCCCUGAGAAUAAACAGCGGGAGCAGCUCGCUCAAAUCUAUACCAGCAACGUUAGCCAGUCCUUCAGCCAGAGUCAACACAAUAGAUAUCCUUUCCUCUAUCACAUCGUCAGGGUACUUAAAUGACCACGAUGCUGUUACCAAGGCAAUCCAGGAGGCUCGGCAGAUGAAGGAGCAGCUACGACGGGAGCAACAGGUGCUCGACGGGAAGGUUGCUGUGACAAACAACUUGGGUCUGAAUAACUGCAGGACAGACAAGGACAAAACGACACUGGAGAACCUGACUCAACAGUUGGCAGUCAAACAGAAUGAAGACGGGAAGUUUAGCCACGCUAUGAUGGAUUUCAACAUGAGCGGAGACUCUGACGGAAGCGCAGGUGUCUCAGAAUCUCGGAUUUAUCGGGAGUCCAGAGGGCGUGGGAGCAACGAACCCCACAUCAAGCGCCCAAUGAAUGCCUUCAUGGUAUGGGCGAAAGACGAGCGGAGGAAGAUCCUGCAGGCUUUCCCGGAUAUGCACAACUCCAACAUCAGCAAAAUACUGGGCUCUCGCUGGAAGGCUAUGACAAACCUUGAGAAGCAGCCGUACUAUGAGGAGCAGGCGCGCCUCAGCAAGCAGCAUCUGGAGAAGUACCCGGAUUACAAGUACAAGCCCAGGCCGAAGCGCACGUGCUUAGUGGACGGGAAGAAGCUGCGGAUCGGCGAAUACAAGGCAAUCAUGCGCAAUCGGCGUCAAGAGAUGAGGCAGUAUUUCAAUGUUGGACAGCAAGCACAGAUUCCCAUUGCGACGGCCGGCGUAGUCUACCCAGGGGCCAUUGCCAUGGCAGGAAUGCCCUCCCCGCACCUGCCCUCGGAGCACUCGAGCGUUUCUAGCAGUCCGGAGCCCGGGAUGCCCGUUAUCCAGAGCACUUACGGCAUCAAAAGCGAGGACACCUCCCACGUCAAGGAGGAGAUGCAGACUGACGACAUCAAUGGCGAAAUAUACGACGAGUACGACGAAGAGGACGAUGACCCCGACGUGGACUACGGCAGCGACAGCGAAAACCACAUCGCGGGGCAAGCCAACUGAUAGGAGGGGGUCCCGAUUCUUGGCGUUGACCUCGGAAGACUUCGGUGGGAAGCCCCGGCUGGUUCCUUAGCCCAGUGGCCAAGCACACAGACUUAAAUCCUCACACACUGACUGUUACUUAAAAACUCUUAGUCUUAACUAGUUGGGGGGACAUCAGCUGAUGAAUAGGCAUCAGCCCGCGUUGGGGGGGGGAAAUAAACUUUUUAAAAGGAAAGCGAAACAAAAAAUUUAAAGAGACAAAAAGGCUCAGAGGAAGGAACCGUGACAAGGAAGACAACUCACGAAGACAACAAAUAUAUAUAUAUAUAUAAAUAUAUAUAUAAAACGGACGGAAAUAAGCUAUGGGUAAUAUAAUGCCAGUAAUUCAGCUGCUAUACCCGAGCACUGAAGUCUUACCCGUUCAACUUUUUAUUAUUAUUAUUUUUUUCAAAAUAAACUUUAUGGCUGUUUGUUCUACAA
This is a messenger RNA of Podarcis raffonei (Aeolian wall lizard), 3436 nucleotides long. It is a transcript of the gene SOX5, whose product is annotated as SRY-box transcription factor 5. Gene Ontology annotation, biological process: positive regulation of chondrocyte differentiation; cell fate commitment; regulation of transcription by RNA polymerase II. The coding region runs from base 695 to 2977 and encodes 760 amino acids. Gene Ontology annotation, cellular component: nucleus. Gene Ontology annotation, molecular function: DNA-binding transcription factor activity, RNA polymerase II-specific; RNA polymerase II cis-regulatory region sequence-specific DNA binding. NCBI's taxonomy places the organism in Eukaryota, Metazoa, Chordata, Lepidosauria, Squamata, Lacertidae. The record is from RefSeq and is a predicted model, not a curated record. The transcript is spliced from 17 exons.